Messenger RNA from Asterias rubens (European starfish), 3259 nucleotides. RefSeq lists its product as uncharacterized. Lineage: Eukaryota; Metazoa; Echinodermata; Asteroidea; Forcipulatida; Asteriidae. The transcript is spliced from 19 exons. The coding region runs from base 101 to 2923 and encodes 940 amino acids. Gene Ontology annotation, molecular function: patched binding; calcium ion binding. The record is from RefSeq and is a predicted model, not a curated record. Gene Ontology annotation, biological process: cell-cell signaling; smoothened signaling pathway; cell fate specification.
CAAACAUUCGAGCUCGCUCCUAACUGCGAGAGCAGAAGUUUCGUUUUCAGCAGUCAAAGUCCAGCUAGCGCAGCUUCAUCAGGAAAAGUGCGAUUUCACGAUGUUUGUAGGGGUGACGUUGCUAGCAUUUGUCUCCCUUAUUGUGUGUUCUUCCGCUGAGUUGAUAGCUUUUCCCAGUGGAGAGGAAUUGAAUUCCUUGUCUAUCGAUGAAGCUCAAUUUGACCCAAGUGUACUAGAUCUGAACGACCAUGAAGACACAGGGAGCUACUUGUUCGACUCGAUGCACAUCAUCAACAAGAGACUCUCCAUAAACUUCUUUGUACGAGACUUUAUCUCGACGGAGACCAACUACUUCCGAGCAAACCCUUUUCUCUUGCAGUGCCUUCAGAAAAUUCAGAACGAAGUAUCUCAGAAUGAUGAAAAGAUUGUUAUUCAAAGUGGGUACCAACCACUGCAGGUUACCGGCGGUAGUGCUGACACCUCUUUGACAUACAGAAGCACUGGCUCAGCUGCACUGGUUGGAUUGGAACCAGGGAUGACAGUUACCAUGGCAGAUGUUGUCGGCAUCGCUGUGCGGCUCUGUGUUCCGAUAUUCCAGAGAGCCAAUCGUGAUAUCGGGAUUGUUGUGUUCGAGGAAACUUUUGAGAUUCGAGUUCAGGGGAGCAGCGAGGAUGGUCCGAUAUUCUCGGCUGGUGACGAUUCAACGUUAAGUGCGAACGAAAUCCAGCAGAUAGCAUGGGAUAGUAUUGACGCUGUUUAUGGUUCAUCUAAGAUGCCAUUAUGUCCAGCUGAUGAAUCUAUGUCCAGCGGUCAGAUUUUUCCACCUGAUGCGGUGAAUCCCGAGGCCACAGUUGGAAAAAUUGACCACCCCAUAACCCGAGGCAACGUCACAGAUUUCGCUCGUUUGACCCAGUACCCCGGAAGACUGAUCGCUUUUAAGAACGAGGAGCGAACCUCAGCUUGGUGCGGUGAGCUGGAUAGGCUUUGUGUAGACUGCACGGAGCACAUGAAGGGUUUUAAUCUGAACAGCAGGUGUGCUGAUCGGACCAUGGCUGUACGCUUAAUGAUGACUUUAAAAACCUUGGCGAAACUCGUCAGUGAGGAAUGGCCCGGAGUGAAGUUGUUGGUGAUAGAAGCCUGGGAUGAACCACAUGAGGGCAGCACAUACCCAGAAGGCGACCAACCAGACGACUCGCUUCACUACGAAGGACGUGCAGCCAAGCUAGCAUUGUCCGAUGAGGACACGACCAAGCUUGAUCGUUUAGCCGGACUGGCUACAUGUGCUGCUUCUGACUAUGUGGAGCACAAAGGUGAUCACAUCUUUGUGGCAGUCAAGAAACAAGCCGGUAGCUCGGCCACACUGGUAACAUUCCCUCAUAGAGAACUGCUGGUUGUUGUGCCACCGGAAACAGAUGCUGCGGAGUACCAGCUACCAGAAGGCUUUGAAGGAACUGAGCGUGCCCGGCCGCUUUUUGAUAAAGAUCACAUGAUGGAUGCCAAGCUUUCUGAUGCAGCUAUAGUGAGCCAGUUUGUAUCUGAGAAUGGUCGGUACUUUCGUCUCAAUCCAAACCUUGUGAUGUGCUUCCAGGAUAUCAUCAACAAUGAGAACAAGUGGAAUCCAGAUGUUAAGGUUAAUGUUCUGAACGCCUUCAUGACCAACAAAGAGCACGACAACAUCAACUUCCUAGACCCACGGUUUAGCUCCCCCAUCUUGGGCCAGUCCAUGGAGUUGACCUAUGACCCAAUGAAUUCGGACGAAUCGACACACCAUCCGGAGCGCUUGAUGAGACAAGCACUUCUUCACUGCGGCCCUCGGUUCAUCAAGUCGGGAUUCAAUAUUGGAGUUGGUUUAUAUGAAGACUCUGUGUUCAUUGACAUGCGGAAGACGUUCCACGCAUGGGUAGAGAGGUCUAGCCUACUGGGACCCGGUGAGACUAAGGAAGAUUUCAAGAAAGAGCAGGCGCGUUGGUUACUACGAGCUGUAGAGGGUCGCAAUGUAGAUCCGCUUAAUCCGACUGAUGCUUGUUUGCGAUCGGUAAAACCAAAGAAACAGAGCCCUGACUUUAGCCAUGUAGCGACGACAACUACGUCCCCCGCAAACAGCAAUGAGUGUGUCCCUCAAGACAACACUGCAUUCUGUCGAGAGACGGCCAAGCACAGACAAGAACAGGUGGAUCGUAUUUGGGUUGAGGUAAAACGCAAGCAUCUUUACCAUGAUAAAGAUGAAGUUUUGCAAGCUCUUCAAGGAUGCAUCGGGGCCUGUGCAACUUGCAAGAAAGGUUCUUUCUACGAAGAUAAAGUUAAACACUGCAACAACUUCCUUCACUGGGUUCCCUUCGGUUUCCUGGAGCAACAAGACCAGACCAACUUCUACGUCAGGACCAAUAACAAGAUGAAGAUCCCAGCCUGCCGCAAUCACUGCAUCGACAAGACGCCCUUGUUCUCACUCAUGGUCCCAACCAUAGAAGCCCUCUACCGUCCAGACCCAAAGCGAAGCGUCAAAGAGCGUCUGUACUCCGAAGUCAAUAACCCCUCACCAGUCAACGAGCUCAUGCAGAAGUUGUACGCUAUCCACGCUUCAGGUGUCGUUACAGUCUGGGUGCACGACGUUGCGGAGUUGGACAUUCUGAAAGAACCACUCAAGGUUGUGAUGUUAUACAACAAGAAUGUUACCCAGGUGAAAGUCUACGCCACACCCCUAAACCAGCAGAGCGUGGCGGGAAAAAUGACGGAGCUGUCUGCUGAGUGGACAAGCGGAGGAUGUCUCGAUCAUUCCCGGACUUUUCUCCCUCCUUACGGACAAGUAGAAGACAUCCCGUCUGGUGUCAGCAAGCGCAGCCCUGAGCACGACCUGAGAGAAGCCAUGUUGGAGCGUCAUGGUAACUGGGAACGCAGAUGGAUUGUGGAUCAUCCCUUGAUCUAAGCAAGACGGCGAGAGAAUGAGACAUGGUUGGAGUUCAACAAACAUUUUUCUGAUUUUCUGCUUAGCAAAAAGGAGCAGGAUACCAGUCACAAAUAGUAAAUAUGACAGGGUAGUUUGGCUGGUAACCUUGUUCUGGUAAAGCAAAGUGUUGGUGAGCUUUACUACUUCUGCUUUAAGCAGCACCCUCUGUUGGGCCCGCUGAUUGUAAACUUUAACCAGGGCCCAAUUUCAUAGAGCUGCUUAAGCACAAAAAGCAAGUAAGGCUACGAGCCGAAAUGCUAAGUUACAUAUAAAUAUGUACAAUUUGUGACUGGUAUCCUGUCAUUUCUUCUUAGC